Cyprinodon variegatus (sheepshead minnow) is the source of this 6791-nucleotide messenger RNA. It is a transcript of the gene dgkq, whose product is annotated as diacylglycerol kinase theta. NCBI's taxonomy places the organism in Eukaryota, Metazoa, Chordata, Actinopteri, Cyprinodontiformes, Cyprinodontidae. The transcript has 23 exons. The record is from RefSeq and is a predicted model, not a curated record. Gene Ontology annotation, biological process: diacylglycerol metabolic process; lipid phosphorylation; intracellular signal transduction. Gene Ontology annotation, molecular function: ATP-dependent diacylglycerol kinase activity. Bases 839 to 3592 code for a protein of 917 amino acids.
AUCAGUGUUUAGUGACUCGGACGCGGAAGAAGAAUCGGCCUUUUAAAAAAAGCAGAAAAGCCGAAUGAAAGAAGCUUGUUCCUCAGACGGAGCGACCACCGGUUGAACCUCCUCCGCCUCCCGCGGCCUGCCUGCUCCUUCUCCCCGGGGCUUACACUGUUUCUUCCGGUUCUGCUACGACUGACUUCCCGCUGCAAGGCGGGAGCAGACCGUCUCACAGGCUCCAUAGCUCCGCAGACCCCCGCUGUUUGCAGCUUUAUUGGAUCGAUCUGUCAUCUUUUAUUCAGGCCGCCUGCUGAACGCGGAGCUGCGGCAGAGAGCGGCGGGCGGCGCCGCUGGGUGGCACCGCUGUCUCCGGGCGGAGGGGCUGCUGCUAAACAGACUCAUUCCACUGUGGAUCCUAAUCUUCCUGUUUCCAGUCGGCUUCUAUGUGCUGUGUGUCGGGGGGCUGGUCGUUAGCCCACCGGUUCGGAGGGAUCCUCCACCCGGAGAGCCGCUGGCCCCAGCCGGGGAGAUGGCUUCUAAUCGGGGGAAGAAAAGCACGGAUUCCAUUUAAAAGCAAUUCAUUUAUGUUAACAUUUGAAGCUUGAUGAUGUUUGGAUGAUUUUUUUUUUUUUUUUGGAACCUGGAUAAUUAGCUCCAUAGGAGGGGCGAACUCUCCAGACCCUCCCCGAGCACAGCGCCCCUUCCCCGGGCUGCACUGACGUGUCCAGCCCGCUGGGAUGACUGAAGCCUGGGGCUCAUUUUCCUAAAACUCCCACCAUUCUACCUCAUAAGCCGGCUUCACUGCGCACAUUUUUGUUGUCCGUGUUUUAAAGAGGAGGGCUGGUUUGCGGACAUGGCCGAGUCGAACCGCUCCAGCGGUCCGGCGAACCCCGAUGCGGACAACGGCCGGCUGGUGAGUCCGGCCGCCGUGAAGAAGAAGGUGCAUCAGCCUCCGGGGCCGAGGCAGAAGUACCAGAGCUCCGGCCACUGCUUCAAGAAAGUCACCCUGACCAAACCGACCUUCUGCCACAGCUGCAGCGACUUCGUGUGGGGGCUGAUCGGCUUCCUAUGCGAAGUGUGUAACUUCAUGUGUCAUGAGAAAUGCCUGAAGACGCUCCGUGUGGUCUGCACCAGCAUGAGUCCUUCUCAGGUUCAGGUGCCCGUUGCUCACUGCUUUGGUCCAGCUGGCCAGAAGAAACAUUUCUGCUGCGUCUGCAGGAAGCAGACAGAGGGAAGCAAGGCGCUGCGCUGUGAAGUGUGCGAGCUGCACGUCCACGCUGACUGUGCUUCCUUCAGCUGUGCCGACUGUCGCUGCUGUCACCUGGACAGGAACCUGCAGCAGAACAUGUUCCACCACCACUGGAGGGAGGGGAACCAGGCAUCGGCGGCGAAGUGUGAAGUUUGUCGCCGUUCCUGUGGCUCGUCCGAAGCCCUGUCGGGGAUGAGGUGUGAGUGGUGCGGGAUUACGUGCCAUGCGGCGUGUUACCGCCUGGUCUCUCCAGAAUGCAACCUGGGACGUCUGCGCAACAUGUUGCUGCAUCCCUCCAUUGUCUGCCUCGACUCCAGGAACUUCAGCAAAAUGCACUGUUACCGGAUCAUGGAGAGCUGCAAUCAAGAGCUGGAUAAUGCAGAUGAAGCCGAUUCACCUGCUGCCGCGUCAAAAGAUGCUCCGCCUGCAGCGCCUGAAACCGGUAAGCAGCUUAUUAAGGUGUAUGACGGUGAUGAUUCAGUCAAGCGUGGCUUCUUUCGGUUGAUCCACACCAGCAGAGGCAUGAAGAAUGAGGAAGUGGAGGCGGCGCUCAGGGCCUUUUAUCUUCCUGAGGAUCCUCAUCACUUUCAGCUGGAGGAAUUCAGCAGCUUGCAGCAUCACCAUAGCGACGACCUCCUGAACCAGAAUGCCAGCAGUCUGGAAAACAGAAAUUCCGCAAAGAAUGGAGGUGACGCCAGGCUGCUGAGGGCAAAACCGAGAAGGGAUGACAUGAUCAAGGUGCAUGCUGCAUGGAGCAGGCCCAGUUCAUCUACUGUUACUGUGUUGGAAACCAGCACUGCAGCCUCCAUCGUCAGCGAGGUUCUCCCUCACCUGGGCAGGCAGGAUGAAGAUUCAUCAAAAUUCAGUCUACAGGAAGUCUACAUGAGCAGUAAGCAAGUGCAGAGACAAACGCUGAGUCCUCAGGAGAAGAUAGUGGACAAACUUCAGGAGAUCAGGAAGCUUUCUCUGCGUCAGAUGAACCAAACUCGGUUCUACGUGGUAGAGAACAAGAACCGGGCCGUGCAGGUGGACCUGCUGAUCCUGGGACUGCCCCCCCUGCUGGCCAAAGAGGAGCAAACCCGCCUACUGCAGGAGCAACUGGAAAUCAAGAGUCACCUAGUCACAUACACCCACUUCUAUGACUCUCAAGGUGCCGUGGCGAUGCAGAUUUCCUGCUUCUCAGAGGCAGAGAGGAUCUACAUGCUUGCUAAAGACACCUCCAUCAACAACAAGAUGCUGACCUCCCUGGUCAUUCCAGAGAUCCAGCAUGAGAAGCUGGAAGAUGACGUCUGCCCCCUGCUGGUGUUCGUCAACCCGAAGAGCGGUGGCCUGAAGGGCAGAGAGCUCCUCUACAGCUUCCGGAAACUGCUGAACCCUCACCAGGUCUUUGACCUCACCAACGGAGGCCCGCUGGCAGGCCUGCAUACAUUCAGGGGGGUUCCUCGGUUCCGGGUUCUGGUCUGCGGGGGUGAUGGCACAGUUGGCUGGGUCCUGGGAGUCCUGGAGGCCGUGAGGCACAAACUGGUCUGCCGGGAGCCGCCCAUUGGUAUCGUCCCACUGGGAACUGGGAAUGACUUGGCACGGAUCCUCCGCUGGGGGGCGGGAUACAGCGGUGAGGACCCCCACCACAUCUUGGUGUCAGUGGACGAGGCAGACGAAGUGCAGAUGGACCGCUGGACCAUCUUGCUGGAUGCUCAGGACAUCACGGAGGAUGGAAAGGACAACGGCUACCUGGAGCCACCCAAGGUUGUCCAGAUGAACAACUACUUUGGUCUCGGCAUCGAUGCAGAGCUCAGCCUGGACUUCCACCUGGCCCGAGAGGGCGAACCCGAUAAGUUCACUAGCAGGUUCCACAACAAAGGUGUUUAUGUGAAGGUGGGUCUGCAGAAGAUCAGCCACGGCAGGAGCCUCCAUAAAGAGCUGCAGCUGCAGGUGGACUCGCAGCAGGUUCCCUUACCCAACAUCGAGGGUCUGAUUUUCCUCAACAUUUCCAGCUGGGGUUCUGGUGCCGACCUGUGGGGAUCAGAAGCCGAUUCACGGUUUGCAAGGCCGAGGAUCGAUGACGGCCUGCUGGAGGUGGUUGGAGUCACAGGGGUCGUUCACAUGGGUCAGGUUCAUGGUGGGCUCCGCUCCGGGAUCCGGAUUGCUCAGGGGAACUACAUCAGGCUGACUCUCAGCAAACCCAUAACGGUGCAGCUUGACGGGGAGCCGUGGAUCCAGCCACCUGGACACAUUAUCAUUUCUGCUGCGGGACCAAAGGUCCGGAUGCUGAGGAAGUCCAAGGUGAAACAGAAGAAAUCUGCUGCCAGCAAGGAUGGACGCUCUGAGAGUCCUUCCUCAAGAGACGGUGGACAAUGACCGGUUCUCCUCGAAAUUGGUGUCCUCCAUUUUUAGCUGCUUCUUGCUGCCCAGGAAGCUGGUCCGGUUCCAGUGCCUGUGAUUCCACUCAUGUAGCUUUGAAGCGACCCUAACCGAUCACAGAUCCAGAUGGAGAUAGAAGCAGGUUCAAGGUAUCUGCAUCCUGCUAAGGAAGAGGAGAAGGUCAUAAUACAUUAUUGUCUGGUAACUUUAAAGAGAAAUGAUCCAAGUGACUCAAUCUCAUCUGCAACCUUCAUAUCUGGAUGUCUGAGUAGAAUGUGGGUCGAUCUGGACUAUUUUCAACAAUUCACAAAGUCAGAGGGUAACCAGAACAAUUUCUGACAGCCGUAACAGUAUCUGUUCUGUAAUUAAACGUAACCUCAGUGUUGGUUGCAUAACCUAAGAAUAAUGUGCAGCUAUAAAAUAAAGGUGGAGAAGAAGAGGAACUCUGACAUCUAGACGGGCAGUUUUUCCAAAAAGCUGCAAACAUCUAAAACUCAACCUGGAGGUUCACAGGAAUCCAAACAUUCUCUGCUUAAAAUGAAUUAAGAAAAAAUAAACUGACUUCAGAUACUGUUGAAGAUUUGUGACGAUCAGAGCGAUUGAAGAUAACCGAUUCCAUGGUUGCUUUGGUGAGUCCCUCCACAAGAAGUAACUGUGUUAGAACUAGAAGUAUCAGACCCUUCUGAGUGGAUGAAGAAACUCAAUUUAAAAGCUUUUUUGCGGGGUCAAAAAUCCCUCAAAGUUUUAACUAUCAUUGUGAUAAAAGCUGGAAGAAGGAUUAGAAGGCUAACUGGGUAACUUUCUGUCAUUUAGUUACACUUUUAAUGAUGGUUCGGAUGAGAAAAUAUGGCUGAGAUAUGGAGGUCCAACCAAGACUGCUUUCACUCAGUUUCUUCAGAACCCAGAAACUUUAACAGAUUUUUUUGUUCCUGACAGAAACAGACUCAUUGUUAAGAGAAACAUUCUGUAUGGUGAUGUUUUCUUUAUGGGUUUUGAAUCAGAACCAGCUCAAUCAGCAGUGUCCAAAUUCAGUUUCAGUCUGAAAUACGGAUUCUGAUCCAAACCCAGAAGGACCAGCUCAGAUGAGCUUGGAGGGAGUUUGUCUCGGUUCCAGUUCUUCAUGUAGCCUCGACAUAGUUUUUCAUCAAUGUUAUCGCGCUUCUUUGAAAUCUGACUUUUCGUCUUGGUGCUGGAAAACCAAAUCUGUUGGAUUUGUGUUUUUGACUAAAGUCAGAUCAUGUAUAGAGUAGAAGAAGCAUGAAGCUUCAGGGUUCUGUUAAAUCGGUUUUUUGCAGAGGCUGGUGUGGUCUGCAUCAAGAUCAUUACUUGCCUGAUAAGCUGUGGUUCCACAUGGAGGUUCAGGUUUUUCUCUGAAGGAAAAUGAUCAGUUUUAAUGUUGGACGAUAGAGAUUUUAAGUUAGAUUCAGACUGACCACAAAUAUUAAAAUAUCAGGAUUUAGACUGGUUUGCUGAUUUAACAGCAGGGGGCGCUGCAGGCGUGUAGCAGAUCUCAGUGGCAUUAAAUGUUUAUUUAACCAAUUGUGGAGCUGACCUACUGAUAUGUUCUGCUGUAGCUGUUUCUGACAUGCAUGAAGUUCUGUGUUUUUAUCACAGAGCCGAGUGUCAUUUGUUUCUGAUCAACUGGACUUUUAACAGUGCUUCUCCUUUUCUUCUCACCCUCAGCUUUCUGAAAGGAAGUUUUAAAACUGAAAGAAAAAUGGUAAAACUACAUUUUAUCCCCAAAUUUCCACCUGCUCCGAUCUGCCUAAAAACUAGUUUUCCUCUUGAUCUAUGAUGUUUUUAUAUUUAUUUUUCCUUUAAAUGUAACCAGACAUUUGAAGCUGCCAACAGAACCAGUAUAAACUGAACUGUAAAAACUGACUUAUAGUUUUGAAAAAUAGCACCAGUUUUGUUUAAACGGGAACAAAAGCGUUUCAGUUCUUUGUUCACUGGUGAAAAGGUAGAAGACAAUUUUUAAAAAGAAACCAAACUGGGUGGGGGGGUGCCAAAAAGAGUUUCCUUUAUUUACAUUAAUACUCAUAAAUAAAUAAAUUGCUCCUAAAUUUAUGAGAAAUAAGUCAACAUUUUUCUCAUAGAAUGCAAAAAUAUUUCUUUUUUAAACUCUUCUAAAAAUUUAAGUGCUAAAAGUAAGGAACUUGUUUUGUAUCACUUUGCAAGUCUAUACCUUUAACCAUAAAGGGUAAAAAAAAAAUCAUAAAUGUUUGGAUUUAUUAUCAAUUGUAAAAAUUCAUCAUAAUCUGAAUGUGUGUAUUUUUUUUGACAAAAGUGGGUAAAAUGUCAAAAAAAAAAAAUUGUACCAAAGUAAAAUUAAAGAUACUUCAACAUAUUGUUACUCAAGUAAAAGCAAAACAUAGCAUCCUAAAAAUUACUGACAGCAAAAAAAAAACAAUCUGGUAAGAAAGCUACCCGAAUAUUGAGAAACUGAUUAUAACAAGAGAUAUUUAAUAAUGAUUGAAUUGUAAAGACACAGAUAUAGUUAUGUAAAAAUAAUGGUACAUAAAAGACAAAAUUGGGAAACAAUGAAAAACUAAAUAUUUGUAAAGAAAAAAAUUCAGGCCACAGAAACUUCAAAAUAUUUUCUUAAAUUAAAACUUCUAAAAUCAUAAAAAAAUAUACAGCACGUUAGAACAGUCCAAAGCAAAUAUCUACUCUUUACUAUAUGUUUACCUGACCUCUAAGUAAUGACCUCAGCAAAUAGAAAAUAACUUUUAAAUGACAAAGCUUCCAUAUAAACAGGAGGUCUCACUUCAAUAUAGACUUUAAGUGUGUCCGUCUCUGGUACUUUUGUGGUUAAAAUAACUUCAAAAAAGUUAUUCAAGGUGAGUAGAGUAGCAAAACAUUUAGUCAUGAGUAGCAAUAUUAAUAAUGUUAACUGAAUUAAAAGUAAAAAAGAACAGGCCAGUGAAUCUACUUCAAAAAGACGAUAGUGUUGAAAAUAUUCAAGUAAAUUCAACCCCUAAAUUCACUCAUUUAGAGGUUGCAAGUAUCAGAGCUUUUCCAAACAUUCUGCAUGUAAUUAAAGGUUUAGUGGGGGGGUGUUAGUUUUCCUUGUGGAUCAUCAAAAUAAGUGGUCCUCCUAAUUGUCAAUCAUUCUGGUGAUAUGUUUACGUAAGGCCAUCCUACGUGCUCGUCCCCAUUUUCACUUACCGGUGGUGAGUUGGACAUAGUGGAAAAA